AUGCGAGCACGAUAUUUACCACUACAAUUCCGUCUCUUCAAAUUGCUGUCCUCUCUCAAAAAUAUCCUCACCAAGCAUCUCGCUCAAAAAACACAGCAUCCAACUUGUCAGCAACACACUACAAUCACCAUGAAAUUCUUUCUCCUCAUCGUUCUAGCCGCCGCGGCUCUAGCCUCCCCACCCGCCUUCAAAAGCGCCAUCAUCCCCAACUCCAACUCCAACUCCAACUCCACCAUUCUCACCAASCGCGGCCAAGACAAAGGCGACUACUGCGACGACAUGGCUCUCAUCUGCGACCCUCCCAUGUCUUGCUGUGGAGAGUGGAUCAUGCAUUGUACGGAUCAGCCGGGCAAGGCUUGGUGUAUGUAUAAGUAUGAUKAGAAUGGGAAUAAACUUAAGGGGAAGGAUGGGAAAUUUGAGGAGCCUGAUGAUGGUGGGAAUUAG
Messenger RNA from Ramularia collo-cygni, 444 nucleotides. RefSeq lists its product as uncharacterized. Bases 1 to 444 code for a protein of 147 amino acids. The transcript has 3 exons. The record is from RefSeq and is a predicted model, not a curated record. NCBI's taxonomy places the organism in Eukaryota, Fungi, Ascomycota, Dothideomycetes, Mycosphaerellales, Mycosphaerellaceae.